Schistosoma curassoni is the source of this 911-nucleotide messenger RNA. The record is from the annotation of a GenBank genome assembly. NCBI's taxonomy places the organism in Eukaryota, Metazoa, Platyhelminthes, Trematoda, Strigeidida, Schistosomatidae.
CAAGAACGCGGGAAAAAUGAUAAUCUAAAAGCAAAGGAAGAUAGGAAUGUACACAAGUAACAGUAGUCACGAGAGAUAGGCAAGUAAAACCCUGAACCCCAGAUGCUUUUAUGGCACUUAAAAAAAUGUAGUUGAAAAAAAUAGAACUGAACGUGUUGAAAACUAGGAAUCUUAAAAAUAUUGCUUUGUGCUCCAAUGGUACCCUUUAAAAAGUGUGAAAUUCUCUUCAACACGAAUAUAGCAACCACCAGCUAGGUUAGUUACUUACUGGACGUCCAAGUGUUUCAUAACUAUUAUUCAUUUGACAUUAACUUUUCACGGAGAUAUUGAAAUUAGGACAACGAAAAGUACUUUACAGGGCUAUCUGUCUUCAAGGUCAGGAGUGUGAUUUGCAUUCUCAUAAAACUAUACUUCACGGACGAGCCAGUCAAAAUCGCGAAUGUGAAAUUCAAGUAUCAUGUGUAACAAGCAGCAAAAGCUCUUUUUUUUAACUGAAAAUGACCUCGUUUGAUGCCGAAAAAUCUGUAACUGAUCCGAAUAUCGAGAUACAAUGGGCUGAACAUUGUUUCCGUGAUGCAGAAGAUUAUUUUCGCUUACUUUGUUCAGUCUCUGACCCCUCACAAUUAAGACUUACUGCCAUAGAUGAUUUCAUAUACGACAAAUUUAUGGGAGAGUUUAGUGAUAUACAAUUAGACGUUAUUUCUGAAGAUUCUUUGAAAUCGGAGCAAUCAAAAGCAAAAUGGCGAUCAUUUUGCAAUGAGUUUGAAAGGAAAGUUGAAGAUUUCAACUUCGGUACUUUAUUGAGACUUGAUGCCUCAAAAGGAUACUGUCCAGAAAACACCUGCAUCGGUAGGAUAUUUUUCUAUUUAAACGUUUUUUGUACAGUUCCUUGCCUUAGAAAUCGCACGUAA